AUGUCCGAAUACACAGUAAUGGACAUGUUAUACGCGGAUUACGUGGUAAUAGUACUAUACGCUGUACUGGCCUUGACCGGCCUUAUCGGCAACUUUUGGGUAAUGAUGACAGUGUCAAAUCAAUUGUUUGGAACUUUUGUAUUUUCACCACAAAUCAAAGAAUGCCCUAUUCGGCGACAGAAGAUGGGACGAGGUAUUACUGGCGUACAGUCGUCGGCUUGUAUAUAUCUACUUAUGUUGUCUGUUGUUGAUCUAAUAUCCUUCGUACCGGUACCAUUGUUAGCUGUCGACAUUUUGGAGAAUCGAUGGCCUUAUGGCAUUAAUGGUGCGUUUUUAGGGGAGGGGGGAAAGGGUACUGUAGUUUUUUGGUGGCUAAGACUAAGGUUAAGGCUAACUAGUAAAUGAUGCAACAUAUACUAACCAAACUCUUUCAGUAUGUAAGCUUCUGUACACAUGUGAAGCUGUAAACAAGUCCUUAUCACCAUUGAUCCUAACCGCUCUCAGUGUGGACCGCUACAUUGCCGUAUGUCGUCCCACCUUCAUGUGGAUGCGACGAUCACGUUUCGCAUGUCUAGUCAUCUUCGUAUGUUCUAUGAUCUCAUUCUUGUUCAUUUUACCGGUCACUGCUCAAGCUACAGUAAGCGUAAUCGCCGACUUUAAAGGCGACGAACACAGAAAGUGUGUCGUUCAGAUGUCAAGAACUUUCGAUUUACUACAGUCGGUAACGUGCUAUGUUCUACCGUUAGUUUUUAUAUGUUCGGUAUAUGUGGCGAUAUUGAGGAGAUUGUACGAACAUACCAGGAGAAGUUCUAUGGCGACGAAGACUACGAUAUCAUUGAGUAGAGUGGUAAAGUGUUCAGUAAUGGUAGUGGCGUUCUACUUUAUAUGUUGGACGCCUUACUGGGGAAUGAGGAUAUUGUCGCUGUUUGCUGAAGGUAAGGGUUUUUUAAAUUUUAAAACAGUACCAUGCUAACACUAGUACCAUAUCAGCCUUAUUAGUAAAUUGGUCAUAAUAAUAUAGUACCAUUAACACCAUAUAAAUCACUAUGGUAGUACUACAAAAUCCUUAGUACUAUAUUGUUCACAGUAUUAUAGUACAAAUAAUGCCAUAUUAUCCUUAGUACUAUAGUAACCCUAUCAAAAUAGUAACCCUAGUCCCAUAUUAACCCUAGUAUCAUCUUAGUUAUAGUACGAUGCUAAGGCUAGUACUAUAUUUACUAGCCUUGGUGCUACAUUGACUAUAGCGGCAUUAUUAACUUAGUAUUGGGUCAAUAGUUAACAAUUUUAACUAUAGUAUCGUACAAACAUAUUAAUCAUCUUUUACUGUCCAAAACUAGUUGUUAAAACUUUUAAAACAUCACUAAUAUGCUGGUAUUUUACCCCUUCCAAAGCGCAAAAGCCCAGACAGACAUCUUAACGAACAUUUCGUACUUGUCGCUCAGUUUUUGUUUUAAAUUUCUGCAGAAAACACAUGCUACUUUACGUUUCUGACCGCAUGUUCUUGUCAGAAAAGUGAAAGAGAAACGGAACGGUGGUCAUUUGGAACGGUCAGUGCAUUCCAUCAUUCUUUUUUAAAGUAGUAUAAUAUCAGAUAAGAAUGGAAAAGAAAAUAUGGUGGUCUUUUGAUUGGCAUUAGGAAAGAUAUGUGUGGAGAAGAGUUAAGAUAAGAUGUAUGAUAUAUGAUAUUAUGAGUGACCAGUAGAAGCUGCAAUGGCAUGAACUUUCAUCUUUGUUAUCAAGUACAUGAUGAUUUAUAAAAAACAUUUUUGCGGUCAAGGCGUUUUAAGAAAAAUCUAUUUUUCAAAGAUAAAGCAGGUUUUUCAAAAAAAAUAUUUUUGCGUGGGUAACAUGCCCUUACAGAGAUCAAACUUCGUGAGAAUGUACAUAAUGCUGUAAUUCAAAUACGAAUAUUUUGAAACAACUUUUAAAAGGCUCAAAAAUUUUUUCGCUGGCUCAUUAAAAUAUAUUCAAAGAUUAUAUUAUCUCGCCUCUAACUUGGUUUUAAAAAUUGAUUUCAAACUUUUGUUUUGAUAAAUUUUAAAACAUACUUUUAGGUUGAGCGUAAAAUACGCUUAAAUUUUUAUUUUACUUUAAAAUCAAUAGGUAUAGACCUGUAACCUUUUUUUACAGUUUAAAAAAGCCAAUACCGCGCCUAGUAUGCCUCCUUUCAGGUCUAAAAUAUCGGGCUUCUGAAAUAAUUCUGUGCCCCAAAACCCCACAAAUUUGUCUAGGGAGGAGCACAGAAUUCUCUGUACAACCUAAUAAUAUGAUAUAUUGUAAAAAAAUUCUCGGAAAAAAAGUAAAAUACGCGCCGACCAAAUCUAUAAAAGACAUUUUUCCAAUCAAAAACCAAUUCCUCAAAAAGUGGCAUAUUGCCAAAUCGUUUCCAUUCUUUGUUCCCACCGUUCCGAACCGUUCCCAACAAAAACUUGUUGAAAUCACGCCCUGGAGAAUAGAAACUGAAUAUUUAUGUUUUUCCAAAAAGAUACGAAGAGGUACAACAAAGUACAGAGACAUAAAAUGCAAAUAGAUCCAAUUACGUUUGCAAAAAAAAAGAGUUUUAGGUACGUACUGGAGUUUAAAAAUGGAUAAAAUAAAGGAAAAUUUAUUGGGGUUUAGGGAGUUGGAUUAGCCAUAGAUAGACAUAGGUUUCAAGUUGUGUUAGAAUGACGUUUUUAGAGGCAUUUUAAAGCAAAGGAGAUGUUUUAUGUGGAAAAAAUGAUGAUUAUAAAAUUCAAAAAAAAAUUUUUUUAAUUAUUUUAAAAUUGGGAAACAUUUUUAAGUUAAAUACUUGCUUUAGAGCACAAUAUUCUUUAUAUAUUAUUGAUGAUAAUGGUUUUUUGUUGCAACAAAUCUCAUAAAUACUAAAUUACAAUGUGUCUGCGGUUCGAAUUUUAAAUGUACGGUGGAACGCCUGUAUAAUAAAUUCAUUUAUAACGCAAAUCCUGUAUAACGAACAACUUGUCAAUCCCCAGGCGAUUCAUUACACAGGAGUUCUAAAUGAAUUAUAUAAAAACGAAGAAUCAUGUCACGUAUUUUACAAAAAUUUUAUAAAUUUUGUAACUUUUUAAUGUCAUUUUAAUGGAUUUCAAUUGUAACAGAUUUCUCACUAAUAUCACCUUUCCCUACUGCAAUUUAACGCUUAAUACAACCUCAAUCCUUACCUAAUAGUACCAUGCCCUAACCUAGUGCAAACUUAACUCUAGGACCAUUUUAUUCACUUUUAUAGCGUCAUAUUAAUCCGAGUACUAAAAAAGAUUAGACUACAAUAAUAACACAAUACUCUAAUUUCCAUGCCCACUUUUAAUACAAUACUAACCAUGUCAAGCCUAAUACACAAAAUUAAAUAAAGUAUCAUGUUAUUAUAACUACAUAUCUAUAUAGACCAAAAAAAUUUUUUCAAAAUAACCAUAAGGGUUUUCUUUAUGUCGUUCAAAUUUCAAUACAUUUCUCAAAGCAAGCAUAUAUAUAUACUAUAAUUAAAUUUCAAUUGAAAAGCCAGUGAAAUCCAAGAGUCUACUAAAACAAAGUGACAGCGAGACAGACGUAUCUAUUAUAUGCUCAGAGACUGAAAAGAAGGUUUUUAAUGUAAAUUAAAUUUAAAUCAAUUUUCGAAACAAAUAAAUUGAAUUUUACGUUGAACAGAAUAGUGAAAAACUUGGUAUAAGAUCAACAUUUUUGAAACUUCAAAAAAUUUCAAAAAUUAAAAUUUUUCAAAAAAAAAAUUUUUUUUGACCAAAAACAUAAAAUUUAAAAACUAAGAUCAUUAUAACUUUAUAUCUUCCUAAAAAUCAAAAAUUUUCCAAUUUCAGACGCCCCAGUACCACCUCCAACCUACGAUCUUGACGUACCUACCAACCCACUCCAAUACCCUCAAUACUCAUCAUCUGAGAAUCAUACUGACCAAAUGGUCAUACCCUAUGCCAAUGACGCCGAACUAAAUGAAUACACCGACUUUACUCAUAUUAUGUUACUAAUGUACCUGGUACAUGCUCUGCCAUACACCCAAAGUGCCUUCAACUGGCUGUUCUAUGCUUUUUUAAAUAAGAAUCUGCGACAAACUCACAAGUUCCCAGCUGGUACUCGCUCAGCAUUGACUUCAACACCAAUUGAGAAUGGCAAUGGAAAUCUGAGCUUUGGAACGGGUACACCGAUUUGGAAGAAUAUUCAGAAUAUGGGGGUGUAUUUGAAGAGUAACGGGCUGGAUCCUUCACAUUCGCUGUUGAAAUUGUCACCUUUUAAGUCGAAGAGGAUAAGGUCGAGGUAUGAUAAUAUUUUUUAGUAAAAAUAAUAUCUAGUAGGACCUUAUCUUAACUAAAAACCAUUAUUUUGUUAGUUUACUUUAUCAAGUCUAGCACUUUUUUGAAACAAAAAACCUUUAAAAAAGUUUGGUCGCCUUUUCCAAUAAAAACACAUACAAAUUUACGCAAAAACUUUUGUAAAGCCACGAGAGCUAACCAUUUAUCAUUCCAACCUACAACAAUAUCAUUCCAGAUCCACCACCUGCCUAGAAUCCCUACCAGACACUCAUCGCCUGAAAGACCAGUCCGGUCUCGACCAUUCCCACCUCUCCACCCCCUUGAAUUCGCCUCGUUGUGCAUCGACCGGUAACUGUUCUCCAGUCAAAUCCAACUUUCUCACCGUGAAUCCCCGUUCCAAGUUUUUGAACGCCGAAGCUCAAUAUUUCGAGCUGGCUUCAGAUGCGUCAGAUGCUUCUGGCAACAGUCGUACUCCGUUCUGUCGCCGUGCUGUGAGUGAGAGGAGAUGUACUGAACCAAUCGAGGGAAGGAGUACCAUUGGAAUUUGUAAAACAGCACCAGACUGUGGAAUGUUUGUGAAUGAUGUUUAUGUUGGACCGGUUAGUACGGAGUAAGUAGAGGAUUUCAUACUGUAGUUUCGACUUACCUAUUUUGUUUUAAUCUGCCCUACCCUACCCUAUCCUACCCUACUCUACACUGUCCUACUAUACCUUACUUUAUUUUCACUCUACCCGACACAUAUUACCGUGUCCUGCCAUAUUAUUAAACAUUCCUUCCUACCUUAACGUCAAAACCAAAAACCAUCCCCAAACCCGUAUAAAUUAACCAUGCCAUUCUUUUUCAGUGAGUACACAAUGCCAAUGCAAACAAAACUGGGUAGCCCCUUAUCCUCCAUGAACACCCUUCCCACGACGGAUUCGUCACCCUUAGUGCAACACACGUCCAUACUAAAACCGCCGGAUGUUCGCACCAACCUGAUCCCACCUCAAGAAAACGCUAGCCAAACCGCCACCGACUUUCAUCAAGUAGAAUGGCUUUAA
This is a messenger RNA of Bursaphelenchus okinawaensis, 5299 nucleotides long. The record is from the annotation of a GenBank genome assembly. Lineage: Eukaryota; Metazoa; Nematoda; Chromadorea; Rhabditida; Aphelenchoididae.